AAGUGUAUACAUGAGCGCUUACUUGACAUCAAACGUAAGGUUUAUGAACUAGCCUUAAUGAAUUGUUUUGGAACUACUGUCAGAUCGUUAAUAAUUGUAAGAUAAUUAUCAUAUUCAUAAGAAAAUAUUUAUGACUAAGUAAAUUUUGGGAAAGUAAAAUUUGAUAAGAAUGUCAAGUAUUACAAUUUCUGCAGUUCGGCCACGGACAAGUAUUCUUGAUAGAUCAUUGAGCAAAGGAAAAGGAGAGGUUAGCUUAAGUUGCUUUGCUCUUUUAUUUUCAGAACUUGUACAAUAUUGUCAAAAUCGAGUUUAUACUGUACCAGAAUUACAAAAUAAGUUAGCUGAAAUAGGUGCCGAGAUUGGACACAGAGUUACUGAUCUUCUUGUUGUAAGAGAAAAAGGUGGGAAACGUGAAAUUAAACUUUUAAAUAUAUUACUGUUCAUUAAAAGUACAUUGUGGAAGUCAUUAUUUGGUCGUGAAGCUGAUAAGUUAGAACAUGCUAACGAUGAUGAACGGACAUAUUAUAUUAUUGAAAAAGAAGCUUUGGUAAAUAAAUUUAUCUCUGUUCCAAAAGAUAAGGGAAGCUUAAAUUGUGCAUCUUUUAUAGCUGGAAUAGUAGAAGCUGUUCUUUGCGAUUGUGGUUUUCCAGCAAAAGUUACUGCGCAUUGGCAUAAGGGAACAACUUAUAUGGUAAAAUUUGAUGAUGCAGUUAUAGCGCGUGAUAAACAACUUGAAGAUCGAUAAUAAAAAAGAUUAUUUAUACAAUUAAUUUUAUUUUACUGUAAUAUGAUAUAAUAAUUACAGUAAACAGGUAAACAUGUAAACAU
This is a messenger RNA of Polistes canadensis, 828 nucleotides long. It is a transcript of the gene Trs31, whose product is annotated as trafficking protein particle complex subunit 5. The transcript has 3 exons. The record is from RefSeq and is a predicted model, not a curated record. Gene Ontology annotation, cellular component: TRAPPII protein complex; TRAPPIII protein complex; TRAPPI protein complex. The coding region runs from base 170 to 745 and encodes 191 amino acids. Gene Ontology annotation, biological process: endoplasmic reticulum to Golgi vesicle-mediated transport. Lineage: Eukaryota; Metazoa; Arthropoda; Insecta; Hymenoptera; Vespidae.